Molecule: messenger RNA, 1317 nt
Organism: Serendipita indica DSM 11827
Lineage: Eukaryota; Fungi; Basidiomycota; Agaricomycetes; Sebacinales; Serendipitaceae
Source: the annotation of a GenBank genome assembly
AUGUCCACAUCCGACCCCUUUGACAAUCUCGAACCCUCCACCACGUCCAUCUUGCCAAUCCAGAUAACCAACAGUAUCUCUCUGGUCGCCUGCAUCUGUGUGAUCAUUACCUAUGCGUGGUUUCGGCGCCAUAACUCUCGCCUGCUAGAGCGUACGUCGCUCGUACUCGCGCUUGCUAUGACUAUUUCAGACGGACUGCUUCACAUAAUUAACCUGUUUGGAUAUUCCGACCUUCCACACAACGCCAUCUGUGCCAUCUUUGGCGGGUUCUUUUACGCGUUCCCUACCCUCGUUUCAAUAUUCUACUCCGUUUGCAUCGCCCUCAAUACUCAGCUCGUCUUUGUCUUCUCCAAGCGACCAGACGACUCGAGUAUCAAAUACUACCUGGGGGUUCCCAUCCUGCUCUCACUUUGCAUCUGUGUUCCCGCUCUCGCCACUGGUGUCUAUGGCUUUGACGAGAGCUGGAGUUUCUGUUGGAUAGCCACAGAUGGUAGGACACGCAAAGACAUUCUUGUCCGAUACAUCCUCACAUUUGGUUUUUGGUGCCUCGCUUCCAUCCUCUAUCUCAUCAUCGCCGCUCUUUCCAUCACUUUUGCUGUCUUUUCCGCCAACUCGCGCCUCAACAGGCUCGCAUCCGGUCUCUCCCACCAUCCCGACAAGGCACCCAACGAAGAGGAUCACCGGCAAUCAUUUCUCCCAAGAGUAUCUCCGACGGGUACUCUCUUUUGGUCCGCCUUGGCCGAUCGCCGUUUGUCCAUCGUUCCUCGACGGAGCGAAACGCUGUCGCGUCGGUCUCUCGCAAUGCGCGCACUCGCAUUUCGGCUUCUCGGAUAUAUCAUGAUCCCAAUGUUUUGUAUCCUGCCGGGGGUCAUCAAGGAUCUCGUCUCGAAAGUGAAUCCGACAGCCAUUGAAAACUUGCCGAGCCAAGCUACCACCUUUUUCGACACGCUCAACGGCUUCGUCGGCCUGUUCAACGCAAUUCUUUUUGCACUAGAUCCAGCGCUUCUUGCACUGUAUCGGAGGUUGAGGACGGAGAAGGAGGAGCGGGUCGAGGUUCCGUUGCAGGAUGCAAACGCUGGGAGUGAACGGAGUCCCUCGAUUGCGGGGUCUGUGGUGCCACCACAACUCGAGACACCGCAAAGGGUCCAAGUUCGUCCCGGGAAGUAUCUGACUCCCAUAGCCGUUGGAGAUAUGUGGACCAAAGCAAAAUCCCAAUGGAGCCCAACGUCUCCAACAAUCACCGGCAUUGUCGUUCGUGUAGAUGUCGAGAUCGUUGACGACCUCGAACGAUUGGGCGACUAUCUAGGCGGACUAUAG